AUGGUAGCAACUAUAUCAGAGCUAUUACACAGCUGCCUUGCUCAGUUUAACCGAUUGGUAUCCACUCCUGAACUUUUCUCCCUCUCGCCGGAGGUUUCUUUGCAGGACUGGAAGGAUGAACUUGGACGGCUUCGGGUCUGGGCGGCUAAUAUUGGUGCCCACCAAAAUCUCCAAUCCUCCUUAGAUUACCGACUGAGAGAUGCCACGCAUAUUAAAGACCAAAUCUUGCGACUUUUGGAGCAGGUUCAGGAGCUGCUCCUGGACGCCCAGGAGGUUCUUGGAGAGGACACGCGCGAUGAGAACGAAGAUGUCGGGUUUGAAUAUCAGCCAGAAGAGUUUGCAGAGAAUCUAGAAGACACCACAGAAGUCCAAGAGAUUCAUCAGACUCUAGCUGAUACAAUUACUCAACUUCACCGCAUGACCAUGCUUAUUCGAUCGCCAGCGCAACAUGACAGGCUCGUCGGGACGAAAAAGCUAGAUUCCGAGCCCUUUAAAUUUUGGACUCGGCAGCACGUUUCGAGCAAAUACCCAAAUGCAGACGAGGCAGUUGUCAAUCGUAUCAGCUCUGCAAUGGCCAAGCAGAGAGCAAUCUUGAAAUACCGCGAACGUCACCAUAUCAAAUUAAGCCGUGGGAUCGACAUCGAUGAUGUCGAUGGGAAGUCAACUAUACUUUCGGAUACAAUCGUGUCAAACGUUUAUAAAGAGUCUUCCAACGAAUUGAGUGAUAUUGCUUCCGAGGCUCAUGCAUCUGAGACUUCGUAUGGCGGCACAUUGCUUGAAGGGAAAGACACAGAGGCGCCGAAGAUACCACCGAUACCCAAACAGGGUCGAGAUCAGAGACCAUUCGAAUGUCCAUUUUGCUUCUAUAUAAUUACCGUUCGGGACAUAAAAUCAUGGGCUCACCAUAUAUUCAAGGACCUAAUGCCUUACGUAUGUCCUUUUUUGGAUUGUUCAAUUCCAAACAAACUCUAUGACAGUCGUCGACAAUGGUUUCAUCACAUCCAGCAAUUUCAUUUUUCAGCUGCAAGCACAAAUUCGUACGACUGUUUCAUUUGCAAGGAAAUUUCACUCCCUGCAGUAACAUUCCAGCGCCAUGUGGGCCAGCAUCUGGAGGAACUUUCGUUGUUUCUCUUGCCAAGGACAGAUACUGAGGAAUUUGAAAAUGCAGCCUCAGAUAAUGAAAGACAUGAAAACUUCCACAAUAUUGAAACUAUGAGCGCCGCGUCAUCUGCAUCUUUGGAUCAUGGCCCUGGACCAUCCUACUUUCCGUCAGAGCAACCAACAAAUGUCGAGGAUUCGUCUUUCCGCGAGCGUUAUGACUUUUCUGAGGACCUUCAGACAGCAAUGGGGGCACCUCCAUCAUUGUAUGCAAGAUCAAAAACUAGCAAAGUGGAAGAGAAAAGCAAAUCCCAGAAUCUCGAAGUGAAAACAGAUGGAGAGCCACAUAUAGCUGAGUUUGACCACCUUUUAUCACAUUCGCUAGCCUCGGCCCAAAACGAGUUCAUCUGCACUGUUUGCAAUAUGUCAUUUUUAUGGCGUUUUGAACACGAUUCACACAUGUAUUCUCGUGAGCACAUACUCAAUGAAAAGAAUAUCAGGCCACUGGACAAGCAAUACCAGGAUCUCAACAGCAAUCAUGAAACUAUCGCUGCGGGGAAGCGCCGCAGCAGCAAUAUGCCUCCAGAAUCAGGGGGAAAUGAGCGGCCACUCAGUGGUCAAACUAAGAAAGAGCGUCUUUCUUUGACAGGGAAUCUACGGGAGGCCUUCGGUUGGGAUCAGGAAGUUGAUUCAUCACUCGAACAAGAUUCUGAAGGCGAAUCACGAAGAUCCAGAUUUGAUCGUCCCACACAUUCACCCCUCGCGCGUCCUCGGGUUGUUUAUAAUGAUUCGCAGUUCAAUCAACAAACAAGAAAGACGCCUUUCUAUGCUAGAAGGCUCUCAAUGGAAAAUCUCGAGGAAUACUAUGGUAUGGAAGCUAUAGAAGCAGAUUCUGAAGGAGAAUCACGGAUACCCCGGUUCGACCGUCCAAGAACGUCACUUCGUGUGCGCGAAAGACAUCCUUAUAACGAUCAACAAUUUGGUGGUCAAAUUGGAAGAGCAGUUGAUCCAAUGAAAACAAGACGUUGGUCAGAGAGCACCGAAGAUAUUCUCCACGAGCCAUCUAUCGAUGAGCAGUUAAAUCCAAGCCCAGAGUUAGUUGAACAAGAUUCUGAAGACGAACUACGAAGAUCCAGAUUUGAUCGUCCCACGACUUCACGUCUCGCGCGUUAUCGGGCUGUUUAUAAUGAUUCGCAGUUCAAUCAACAAACAAGAAAGGAGUCUUUUCCUACAAGAAGGCUCUCGACAGGAAACAAGUAUAUGCAAGAUCUACAAGCAAGCUCCAGAGAAGCACGGACAUCCCGUUUCGACCUUCCAGCAACGUCAAGUCGUGUGCGCGGAAGAAACUCCUAUAACGAUCAACAGUCUAGCGGUCAAACCGGAGAACUAGUUAACCUCAUGCAUAUAAAACGUCCGCCACGAUUUAGGCCACCGAGGGAGACAAUCGAUGAGCGGUUGGAAUCGGGCCCAGUAUCGCUCGAACAAGAUUUAGGAGGCGAACCACGAAGAUCCAGAUUCGAUCGUCCCACAACUUCACGCCUCGCGCGUUAUCGGGCUGUUUAUAAUGAUUCGCAGUUCAAUCAACAGACAAGAAAGGAGUCUUUUCCUACAAGAAGGCUUUCAACAGGAAAUGUUCAGGCAGACGAAGAUAUGCCGGCUAUAGAAGCAGACUUCGAAGGAGGAUCACGCAUAUCCCGGUUCGACCGUCCAGCAACGGCGGAUCGUGGGCGUGGAACAAAUCUUGAUGACGGUCAACAGUUUGGCAGUCAAAUUGGAGAAGCAGUUGACAUAAUUCAAUUAAAACGGCGGCCACAGAAUGGACCACCGAGGAAGACAAUCGAUGAGUGGUUGGAAUCGGGCCCAGAACAGCUAAGUGAUCCACAACAACUUGACCAUCUCGGACUCCGGACGCCCAAAGUGAAUCUCACCCCGCGUAUCGACCUUGGGCCUAAGACACGCGACGACUUCUAUAACAUGGUAUCCAGUCAUCAAACUGCAGAAUCUGAUCCUACGAGAGGUAGAGGGGCAACGGGAGAGCCGAGCGGGUCGAAGAGCUGA
This is a messenger RNA of Penicillium macrosclerotiorum, 3156 nucleotides long. RefSeq lists its product as uncharacterized. The transcript has a single exon. Lineage: Eukaryota; Fungi; Ascomycota; Eurotiomycetes; Eurotiales; Aspergillaceae. The coding region runs from base 1 to 3156 and encodes 1051 amino acids. The record is from RefSeq and is a predicted model, not a curated record.